AUGAGUUUCCUCGACUCCAUCCUCUCGUCCAUCCAGACGGACAAACCGUCCUCGGCGUCACUGUCACAGCCGCCCGCACCCCCGGCACCUUCCUCCACCGCGAAGAACAAUGAGCGUAAAUUAGCACCAACGGCAUCCCGAGACAUCCCAGUGCGUGGAAAUGUUGAUACUGGAACAAAACGCAAGGCCGAAGAACAGCUACCUCGUCCGACGAAGCCCAGCAGCCAAGCGCCCAGCAGACCAACUGCACCACGGCCCACCGUUUCGCCUGCAGCUUCGAAGUCUGUGCCCAACCCCAUAUCGAAGCCUGCAGCUGCUUCUCAGGCCCCCAAGCCGGCUGCAUCGAGAAAUGGCGCGUCUGCCAUCGCGAAGACGGCACCGGCCAAACCCGCACCAGCCAAGCCCGCACCAGCCCGACCCGCGCCGGUGAAAGCCAUUCCUGCUGCUCCAUCGAAGGUACCACCAAAGGGAUCCUUUGCAGAUAUCAUGGCCCAGGCGAAAACACUACAACAGAAAGCGCCGACGCAAGCGGGCAUGUUCCGGCAUCAAGCAGUUCCCAAAGAACGCCUGAGCAAAUUGGAGCGGAAGAAGCGGAUCAUGGAGGCGCAGGCGAAAGAGAAAGAACAAGCGCGACUGGUCAAGAAAGGCGUCCCGAUUGCUGCCAAGGGCAAAGCAGACGGAAAGAGAGCCGAGCGGGAGGAGGUUUCCUACAAGGGCACUGCCAAACAGUCACGGCUUCCUGAACCACCUACGUAUCGCGGAACAGCAGGCAUGUCUGUCGCUCGCGGUGCACAUGAUCGCAAGCGAUAUGGCCGACGAUCCCGGGCGGAUGAAUACCUAGGCACGGACGAAGAAGAUGAAGGAGACUACGGGGGUUAUGAAGACGAAUGGUCGGAUGCAUCUUCUGAUAUGGAAGCCGGUUUAAACGAUGUGGAGCAAGAAGAGGCGGCGGCGCUAAGGAGCGCCAGACGUGAAGAUGAAGAAGAGCAGCGGGCGGAGCAGGAGGCCAAGAAGGCGAAGCUGGAGCGCCAGAAGAAGCUGGCUGCGCUGGUCCGGAAUAAACGGUGA
Molecule: messenger RNA, 1068 nt
Organism: Penicillium lagena
Lineage: Eukaryota; Fungi; Ascomycota; Eurotiomycetes; Eurotiales; Aspergillaceae
Exons: 2
Coding region: 1-1068 (355 amino acids)
Source: RefSeq, a predicted model, not a curated record